Messenger RNA from Protopolystoma xenopodis, 345 nucleotides. NCBI's taxonomy places the organism in Eukaryota, Metazoa, Platyhelminthes, Monogenea, Polystomatidea, Polystomatidae. The record is from the annotation of a GenBank genome assembly.
AUGUAUUCGUUGGGUUUCGUGGCCAUGGACACAACCUGUCGCCCUAAUGUCAUCUUUACUGCCAUCGAAAAAAUGUACACUUCUCUUCUUUUUUUCUGCCUUCCCCUCCCCUCGAGAGUCGUGCAUUGUGCCUGGCGGACUUGGACCAAUCUGGAGGUGUCUGAUCGAGGGUCGAACCGCUUUUCUGCGGUUGUGAAGGAGGCGCCAGACGGACGCCAGACCGGCAGCAUCAGUACCGCCUCGGAAGGGAACAAUGCUACGCUACGAUGUACCAUCGUCUGGCACGGGACUGGACGUAAGGGAAGGUACUUAUUAAUUGGCAGACGAAACGGACGACUUCCUUGA